AUGCUGUCAGCCAUCCACUGGAAUGCUCCACACUAUCCGCCGCCACGCCACUCGCAUUCGGCGUCGCACAAUCACCACGGCGGUCGCUCUCGAAGGGGUCCACGUCUGCCAUCUGCGCACAACUCGCAAGCCCAGCCCAAGCCGGUGCGAAGCCCAAAGGAGGUUGUCGAAACUGUGCCCGUGACUGCCUUCCGACGGGACUUUGAGGCUGCUCGCUCGUUCGACAUUGAAGACGACGAGAUGUUCUGCCCUUUCCACCUCUUGACCGAAGACGAUCUUCAAAGCAUUCACUCUUCCGGCUCCGAUCGGUCAUCCUUGUCUAGCGGCUCCCCCGAAUCCUCUCCUCUCCAGCAUCAAGUCCAACCGACAGCCGAGUUUCUCUAUCGCCCUAUGAACACACUUCCAGUCUCUGCUUAUCAGCAAACCUCCUCGCACGCCAAAAUCCAUCAGCCGCUCGCUCAGCGAACGCGCAACGCAAUCCCGAUAGUUGACCCAAGCACUGGCAUUGUCGCAAGUCCACCUCCAUCUGUCUCGCCUGCUCGACAGAUGCAACAAUACCUCAACCGCCGCUACUAG
Molecule: messenger RNA, 576 nt
Organism: Coniosporium apollinis CBS 100218
Lineage: Eukaryota; Fungi; Ascomycota; Dothideomycetes
Exons: 2
Coding region: 1-576 (191 amino acids)
Source: RefSeq, a predicted model, not a curated record